UUCAAAUUCAACAUGUAUCAACCUCGCCAGGCGUACGCGCCCACCCCUCACAGCUAUGUCCCGAGUACCAUUUCGGCUACUAUCAAUCUCGAUGAGGAAGUCAAGCUUGCAGAAACAAGAGCAGAACGAGAUCUCCAAGACUCACUUGCCGAAGUCUUUAGCAUUAUCAUUACCUUAGACGAACUCGAAAAAGCAUAUCUCAAAGAUGCGAUCUCCGAAACGGAUUAUACCGAGAUAUGUGGCAGGUUAUUGAACCAAUACAAAGCUAUUUUGACAGAUGAGGGUGUAUCUCGAGCAUUCGUUGAUCUGGAAACUUUCAAGAAUGAGUGGGAUAUGGAAGUCCCUCGAGCCACGGAGCGUAUAAGAAUAGGCCUUCCCAGUACAGUCACUGCUCCAGCCAUCAACGCUCCAGCGAACAACAAUAGUGGUUCUAAUGGAACUCUGAUCUUGGAGGCUACGCAAGACUUCAUCACUUUCCUGGAUGCCCUCAAGCUUGGACUACUUGCAAAAGAUCAAUUGCAUCCACUUCUCUCAGACGUUAUCCAAAGUGUGAACAAAGUUACGGAUCGAGACUUCGACGGCAGAGGAAAGAUUGUGCAGUGGUUGAUAGCAUUGAAUCAAAUGAAAGCUACGGAGGAGGUGAGCGAUGACCAAGCAAGAGAGCUGGAGCUAGAUAUGAAUUCGGCAUAUCAGGGCUUCAAGGCAACUCUGAAAUAAUUAUGACCAUUGAAAUGUAAUGCAUAGCGUAUGGGGUUGUGGUCUCGAUGAUCUUUAAUUUAUGCCAUACAAGCAAUUGAGUAGAGCGGUGCUUAUGCAUCUAAACCAAGAAUGUCCAGAAACUUGGAUACACGAACUCGUCCUCAAAGAUUCUC
This is a messenger RNA of Mollisia scopiformis, 872 nucleotides long. Its product is annotated as ESCRT-1 complex, Vps28 subunit. The record is from RefSeq and is a predicted model, not a curated record. Lineage: Eukaryota; Fungi; Ascomycota; Leotiomycetes; Helotiales; Mollisiaceae. Gene Ontology annotation, cellular component: ESCRT I complex. The transcript is spliced from 3 exons. The annotation marks the transcript as partial. Gene Ontology annotation, biological process: protein transport to vacuole involved in ubiquitin-dependent protein catabolic process via the multivesicular body sorting pathway. Gene Ontology annotation, molecular function: protein-containing complex binding.